This is a messenger RNA of Sardina pilchardus (European sardine), 2573 nucleotides long. RefSeq lists its product as uncharacterized. The record is from RefSeq and is a predicted model, not a curated record. The transcript has 5 exons. Lineage: Eukaryota; Metazoa; Chordata; Actinopteri; Clupeiformes; Clupeidae. Bases 492 to 2573 code for a protein of 693 amino acids.
UGUAUAUGUCAUUAUAUAUUAUAAAUACUGGCUAUUUUAAUUGUACUGUCAUGAGAUAAUAUGUCAAUUAUGAAGAUUAUGCAUGUUCGUUGACAAAGAAGGGUAGUUGUAGGUGAAUGUCAACUAGCAAGCUUUUGGUUUCUGUUGUAAUUAGGCAGGAUUAGCAACAAUACUCCAUGAGUUCUUCGUUUUCACACAUAGCCUACUUGAAUUGUUAACCGUUUACUAUGAACAACUUAUUUUGAAUGUAUUGAGAUGACGGCACACAUGCUUUGAAUGAAAACGCUAACACGUCGCGUUAAAACGCAUGGGAAGUUAACUUUACGCACAAGCACGUUCUCGUUGUUAGCCCUCGUGGAAAUGUAAUUAGCAUAAUACGUCAAAUAAGCUGCUUCGUGGACAUACAUGUCAAUGAGUCUGAUAGUUUAUUUCAUUACUCUUCCCAUCCGUGAUUCAUAUGCCAGAAUGUUGUGUAAUCGUGAUUUCACGUUAUGUGCCACUGUCGGGUAGGCUAUGUGCAACACAGCGGCCUUACUGCACUGGGAGCAAACGAGGAGAGGUCACGAAAGCGCUCAAGCGUGCUACCAAUCUUGCUGGCAGGCACGAGAUUACCCACGUUCUGUCGACGCUUUCAAUUUGGUUCGGUCCUCUGGCUACAGCAUCGCGCAUUGUUAAAAGACGAUGACUGUCGUGUUGUAUUCAUGUGUUGCUUACAAUCGUUAAUUUGUCUUUACAUUUUCCAUAGUCCAAAAAAUGUGGCCAAAGAAAGGUUUAAACGUCGCAUGGAAAAACUCAGACGACAUCAUGAUGAGUGCACGAGGAAACAUUCACCGAAGACAAAGGAAAGUCCGAAGCAAUCACCAAGGUCUGACACCAUGACACAUCAUCAGGACCCAGAUGAUGAACCCCCACCUCCCUAUAAUGAAGACACCUUUGCCUUGCAGAUGAUGUGUACAGAAGUCUUGGACAGUGACGCGGAUACAGUCAUUUUUGAAUUGCCCAGUUCUUCUGCAGCAUCAGAAGCCCAAGAAGUUCCAAAGCUAGAGAGGACUGAGAGUGUAUUUCUUACUAAAAAAUCAUUACACAUCGGUUCAGCUUCAGAUGACAGCUUCUCAGAUAUAGUUAGCAGCAUUGAAAACAGCGAUGAUGACUUUGUGCCGGAUUCAGAGAGCUGUUCAGAAGAAUCUGAAGAGAGCCUUCCAUGUGGAAAAAGGAGACGUCUGUCACAGACCAGUCUCUCAUCUCCCAAUGUGACCUUAGACAGCAGUGAUGAUAAUUCAUCUUCCAUGAAUGCAGCCCAACAGUCUUCCUCUCCUGAAGAUAAGGAGACAUCAACUCAGCCAGUCGAGGAUGUCAACAGUGAUGUUUCGGUAAUGAAAUUGAAGAAGACUGCAUAUGGCCAAAGAGUGUACAACAAAAAGCAGUAUUGCUUUUACUGCUGCAAACCAUUCAGCAAGAUGGCAAGGCACUUGGCCCAAAUACAUAAGGAUGAGGUGGAGGUUGCAAAAGCACUUUCUUUUACGAAGGGGUCUAAAGAAAGAAGGGUUCAUCUAGAUCUUUUGCGUAACAAAGGGAAUCGUGCACACAACGUAAACGUUCUGAAAGCAGGCAAAGGUGUAUUGGUGCCACGUCAACAAGCAACUGCCAAGCAGGUAGACGUGAAUGACUAUGUGCACUGUUUACACUGCCAAGGGCUGUUCAGACGAAAGGCUCUUUGGAGGCAUAUGGCAAGGUGUAAUUUGGCGAAGAAGUGCCAGCUCACAAAACCAGGCAGAUCUAGAGUUCAAGCACUCUGCGCAUAUGCACAGCCUGUCCCUGAAGGGGUAAGUAAGAAGUUAUGGAAGCUCAUAAGUGACAUGAAGCAAGACAAAGUAACACAGGCAGUUAAAAGUGAUGUAUGUAUCAUCAGAUUUGGAGAACAUUUGUGUAACAAAAUGGGCAAUGACAAAACUAAGCACGAAUACAUAAGAACUAAAAUGCGUGAGGCUGGAAGGCUGUUGGUGUGUGCCAAGAAAAGGGGAACGCUAAAUGCAAUCAAAGACUUUUUCAUACCUUCAAACUUCUACAAUGCCAUUCAGGCUGUUAAAGACACAGCAGGAUUCAAAGAUGAAGAAGAGGUCUUCACAGUCCCCUCUUUGGCUUUGAAACUGGGCCACACCCUCAAGAGAAUGGCGGAUAUUGCUGAAUGUGAGGCAAUGAUGGCAGGAGAGGAAAGCAGCAUACAGAAUGUGAAGCGCUUCAAAGACAUGUACACCACUAAAUGGAAUGAGUGUGUGUCAGCAUCAGCCUUGAAAACCCUGAGAGAAGCAAAGUGGAACUCUCCAGAACUUCUUCCUUUCACAGAAGAUGUCAAAAAAAUGCAUAUGCACCUCAACAAGAAAACUAAACAGUAUCAGGAAAAAAUCAAAGCCGAGAAAAACCAGAAGAAUUGGUCACAGCUUGCCCAAGCGACUUUGUGUGAGGUAAUCCUAUUUAAUCGCCGAAGACCUGGAGAAGUCUCAAAAAUGAAAUUGAACACAUUCCUUCUCAGAAACACUUCAGUAAGCGAGACCGAAAGGUCCCAAUACUCCUGA